Messenger RNA from Cooperia oncophora, 267 nucleotides. Lineage: Eukaryota; Metazoa; Nematoda; Chromadorea; Rhabditida; Trichostrongylidae. The record is from the annotation of a GenBank genome assembly.
AUGUCUCACAACGAAAGCAGUACAUCUCGAAUGCACGCGCAAUCCUGUACAGCUUUAUUCGAUUCAUUUGGAGCGAAAUGCUUUACAACGCACUGCGGAACUACUUUUAGGAUCGGUAAAAAGGAUAUCGAAAAGUUGUUCGGAAAGAACGGAGAUUCGAUGGGCUUUCGGUCCACGAUGCCCCUGGAUGGGAGGUAUUUGGAAACGACUGGUAUGAUCAGUGAAACGAGCCGUUCAGAAGAGGAUUGGCAAAAAAAGACUGACUGA